Molecule: messenger RNA, 1627 nt
Organism: Zea mays
Lineage: Eukaryota; Viridiplantae; Streptophyta; Magnoliopsida; Poales; Poaceae
Product: probable transcription factor FL
Exons: 3
Coding region: 69-1253 (394 amino acids)
Biological process (GO): regulation of DNA-templated transcription
Molecular function (GO): DNA binding
Source: RefSeq, a predicted model, not a curated record
GCGGCAGGCAACAGCAACACGGAGUCAAGGAGCACGAGUUAGGUUGGCAACCCUCGAGAGUCGAGAGCAUGGAUCCCAACGACGCCUUCUCGGCGGCGCACCCGUUCCGGUGGGACCUGGGCCCGCCGGCGCCCGCCGCGCCCGCGCCUCCGCCCCCACCGCCGCCCGCGCCGCAGCUGCUGCCCCACGCGCCGCUGCUGAGCGCGCCGAGGGAGCUGGAGGACCUGGUGGCCGGCUACGGCGUGCGCCCGUCCACGGUGGCGCGGAUCUCGGAGCUCGGGUUCACGGCCAGCACGCUCCUCGGCAUGACGGAGCGCGAGCUCGACGACAUGAUGGCCGCGCUCGCGGGGCUGUUCCGCUGGGACGUGCUCCUCGGCGAGCGCUUCGGCCUCCGCGCCGCGCUGCGGGCCGAGCGCGGGCGUGUCAUGUCCCUCGGCGGCCGCUUCCACACCGGGAGCACAUUGGACGCCGCGUCACAAGAAGUGCUGUCCGACGAGCGCGACGCCGCGGCCAGCGGCGGCUUGGCGGAAGGCGAGGCCGGCAGGAGGAUGGUGACGGCCGGCAAGAAGAAGGGCAAGAAAGGGGUUGGCGCGAGGAAGGGCAAGAAGGCGAGGAGGAAGAAGGAGCUGAGGCCGUUGGACGUGCUGGACGACGAGAACGACGGAGACGAGGACGGCGGCGGCGGCGGGUCAGACUCGACGGAGUCUUCCGCUGGCGGCUCCGGCGGCGGGGAGAGGCAGCGGGAGCACCCCUUCGUGGUCACAGAGCCCGGCGAGGUGGCCAGGGCCAAGAAGAACGGGCUUGACUACCUCUUCCAUCUGUACGAGCAGUGCCGCGUCUUCCUGCUGCAGGUGCAGUCCCUUGCUAAGCUGGGCGGCCACAAGUCCCCUACCAAGGUGACCAACCAGGUGUUCCGGUACGCCAAGAAGUGCGGCGCGAGCUACAUCAACAAGCCCAAGAUGCGGCACUACGUGCACUGCUACGCGCUGCACUGCCUGGACGAGGAGGCCUCCAACGCGCUGCGCCGGGCGUACAAGGCCCGUGGCGAGAACGUCGGUGCCUGGAGGCAGGCCUGCUACGCGCCGCUCGUCGAGAUCGCCGCGCGCCACGGCUUCGACAUCGACGCCGUCUUCUCCGCGCACCCGCGCCUCACCAUCUGGUACGUGCCCACCAGGUUGCGCCAGCUCUGCCACCAGGCACGGGGGAGCCACGCCCACGCCGCCGCCGGCCUCCCCCCGCCCCCGAUGUUCUAGCUGCGUCGUCGAUGUGUGCCUGCACCGGCGCGGCGCCGUACGUCUCACAUCGCAGUUCAGGCUGUUCCAUGGCGCCAUCGAAAAGUGGAAGGCGGCCUUCGUCUGCCUCUCAUGUUGUCGCUUUGUUCGUUGCGUUGUGGUUAGUCAGAAGUGGGCUUAGAUUUAGAAUGGGGACGUCACUUGUUCGGCCGAGCGGGCCGGGAAACAAUUUACUGUUUCGAUGGGCCACUUGUUAGUUUGUUACCUCGCGGCCUUACUAAGUUGUAUUGUAUCCCUCGUGAUAGUUGUCCCCCAUCCUCCAAAAAAAAAACCCGACGGUGUACCGCUCCUGUGAUGAUAUAUCCUAAGAGUAAAAUACAUUUUCAUUACUUCAA